GGGCCGCCAGGACCGAGUGAGCGACAGACGCACCACCCGCCAACGCCGCAGCCGCUUGGGGCCCACACGGACCCUCUACCUGAGUGUAGAAUGAGCCAAGGAGACUCAAACCCAGCAGCUAUUCCACAUGCCACAGAAGAUAUUCAAGGAGAUGACAGAUGGGUGUCUCAGCACAACAGAUUUGUCCUGGAUUGUAAAGACAAAGAGCCUGAUGUCCUGUUUGUGGGCGACUCCACGGUGCAGUUAAUACAGCAGUAUGCGAUAUGGCGAGAACUUUUUUCCCCACUUCAUGCACUGAAUUUUGGAAUUGGGGGAGAUACAAGACAUGUUUUGUGGAGACUAAAGAAUGGAGAGCUGGAGAAUAUUAAACCUAAGGUCAUUGUUGUCUGGGUAGGAACAAGCAACCAUGAAAAUACAGCAGAAGAAGUAGCAGGUGGGAUCGAGGCCAUUGUUCAGCUUAUUAAUACAAGGCAGCCACAGGCCAAAAUCAUUGUAUUGGGUUUGUUACCUCGAGGUGAGAAGCCCAACCCUUUGAGGCAAAAGAAUGCCAAGGUGAACCAACUUCUCAAGGUUUCCCUGCCGAAGCUUGCCAAUGUGCAGCUACUGGGUAGAGAUGGGGGCUUCGUGCACUCGGACGGUGCCAUCUCCUGCCACGACAUGUUUGAUUUUCUGCAUCUCACGGGAGCCGGCUAUGCAAAGACCUGCAAACCCCCCAUGAACUGAUCAUGUAGUUGUUGGAGGAAACACCCGAGGAGAAGCAGACCACCAUUGCCUGACUGGCUCCCAUCGGUGUGAAUAGCUCCCCAGCUUCUCGAGAUCAGUUAUGUCACUGGCACUACAGAAUCCUCCUCUUUCUUAAGGCACUUUGCAUUGUAGAAUG
Lepus europaeus (European hare) is the source of this 880-nucleotide messenger RNA. Its product is annotated as platelet-activating factor acetylhydrolase IB subunit alpha2-like. The transcript has a single exon. Bases 91 to 723 code for a protein of 210 amino acids. NCBI's taxonomy places the organism in Eukaryota, Metazoa, Chordata, Mammalia, Lagomorpha, Leporidae. The record is from RefSeq and is a predicted model, not a curated record.